AUGCCUCGCCAAAUCUUCCGAGACCGCGUCAUCGCAGCCGCCGGCCCGCUACCCGGCCAGCUCACCGUCGACAACCUCCGGCACUGGACGAGCCUGCGGCGGGGCAAGUUCAGCGACGACUUUGACGACGCCGUGACGCAUCUGCUGUGCACGCCGGAGCAGUUCCGCCAACGGGUUCCGCGAGUCAAGGAAGCCCUGAAGCGGGUCAAGCGCUGCUACAUUGUCCACUACGACUGGUUCGAGCUUUCGACCGUGGGGGAGAAGAGGGAGCCCGAGAGGGAGUACUCGAUGAGACACCGCCUGGCCAAGCAGAAUGCAGCGAAGCGCGAGCAGGCCAGGAUCGAGAGGGGCAAGAAGGAAGGCGAGAAGUUUGUCAACACUAACCUCUACCACAUAUACCAGGACAGGGAGUACUUCCCGUACCAAAUCGACAUUACGCGAGACGGCAACGAGAACGGCAACGAGAAUGGCGAGCCCGGCCAGCGCUAUACCCUCAGUCUGUGGGAGUCCAACGCCAAGCCACACCUAUACUGGUUCACGGCAAAGUUCCUCAAAAGAAGGGGCGACAGUCAGCCCAGCUUUCACCGGCCCAGCCGCUGCUCGGGCAAGUGGCGUCGUGAAAUGGACUUGUUUAUGGGAUUUUUCCGCGUCAAAACGGGCAUCGAGUGGCAGGACCGUGUACUGAGAGAGAAGACGAUGUCGAGCUCCUUCUUUCAUUACACUCCGCCGACAGGAGGGAAGCCCGUUGGGCGACGGCUUCGGUUCUGCCUCGACCACUGCCGUCAGGUGAACGCCGAGAUUAGGGGGCUCCCGUGGCCGCCCGUUGAAAGCGCUGUCACCGAUCCGGAAGACGCCAAGAUGGACGCCAAGGCCGAGAGUGCCGAAAACGGCGCCAAAAGCUCGGCUUCUGAGCUCGGGGCUGAUGAUGGCGAAAACCAGGCUGUGGCUGCUUGCGAACAAGGCUCUCCAGAGCGCACACUCGCGGUGGAGGGUGUCGAAAGCUCGGCUGAAGGCGGAAUCUCUGAAAAGUGA
This is a messenger RNA of Hirsutella rhossiliensis, 1032 nucleotides long. Its product is annotated as anthranilate synthase component II. The transcript has 5 exons. NCBI's taxonomy places the organism in Eukaryota, Fungi, Ascomycota, Sordariomycetes, Hypocreales, Ophiocordycipitaceae. The record is from RefSeq and is a predicted model, not a curated record. The coding region runs from base 1 to 1032 and encodes 343 amino acids.